AGAAAAGACUUUAAGAAAUUUUCGUGCUAAGAAACAUUUUAUAAAUGAAUAGUUAUGACAUAAAAUAUUGAAUCAAACGCAGCCAAGUAUACGUGCAUUAUGGCGAUCGGGUGCGUGUAAGUUUUGCGCGCUCUUUUACUUUUCGGCAUUUUCCUGGCUAAAUUACGGAGCGUAUACUGUAAUAAUUGAGCGGACGCUAAAUUAAAAUACCGGCUAAUUUGUAUCCAUAUUAAAAAGGUCCGUUUCCGUUCGAAAUAUUUUUUGAACACGUCGACAAUUCCGAAGCAAAAUGCCACAGACGAGGUGAGCGAACGAGUUUCCAUUUGGUCUCAAAAUUUCAUACAAUUCUUUCUGUAUUUAGUCAGAAGCAUUUAGAAUUUGUUUAAUAUAAAUUAGACUGAUCUAUACAAUUUCCUGUGCUUUCUAAUUAAAAAAAAUUUGAGAAAUAUGCAUGUAUAACCUUCUUUAAUCAGUAUCUACUUUUUAAAAGCUGUAACAAUAUUAUAUGAAUAAUAUAUGCUUGGAUUUUUAUUCUGUAGAUUCAUGAAUACUUUGUAAAUGACCUUAUUAAAUUGUAAUAUUUCUAUGGAAUAUAUUUAACUUCAAAAAAAUGUUAGACGUUAAUUAGGACGUAAUUCUCUGUUACCUUCUAAAAAUAUUUUUAUCUACUUUACAAAGACGUUAAGCUUGUUUAAUAUAAUUUGAUAUUGCUGCAAUAAUGUCAAUAACAAAUCAUUCUCUUCCCUUAUUCAGUUUACACGGGAAAAAAUCACAGACUUAUUUACAAGGAGGAAAAGUAGUAACACAAACUUCAAAACGUAAAAGACGGGCAACAGAAAUUUCUGAAGAUUCAGAAAAUGUAUAUCCGCCUAGUAAAAUACCAGCUUUAUCACAUGUGUCAUACACUGAAUCAUGUCAUACAGUACAUUCUUUAGAAAAUUCAUGCACACCACAUCAAGUAUCUCCAUUGAAAGAGCAACAAGAGCCAGCCACAUGGUCUGAAUUAAGAACUGCAACAUGCUUUUUAACACCAUCAUCUUCUAAUAAUACAUCAAAUAGACCUAGCCCAUUACCAUCAUUUCCAUGGGCUGAUGGUUCUCAAGUUUGGUCUCUUAUGUGUUUGGGAGAUCAAAAGACUAUUACUCAAAGAAAUCCACAAAUGUUCCAAAGGCAUCCAACAUUACAACCAAGAAUGCGAGCAAUUUUGUUAGAUUGGUUGAUUGAAGUUUGUGAAGUAUACAAGCUACAUAGAGAGACCUACUAUCUCGCAAUGGAUUAUAUAGACAGAUAUUUGUCCAUUCAUCAAAAUGUACCCAAAAAUCAAUUGCAAUUAAUAGGUAUUACAUGCCUUUUCAUAGCUGCCAAGGUUGAAGAAAUAUAUCCACCCAAAAUAGCAGAGUUUGCAUAUGUUACUGAUGGAGCUUGCACAGAGGAAGAAAUUUUAGGAAAAGAAUUAGUGAUUUUAAAAGGCCUUGGGUGGAACUUAUCCCCAGUCACUGCUCCUGGCUGGCUUAAUAUCUAUAUGCAAAUUGAAUCGGGCGAUUGGUCAAGGCCAAAUGCAUUUAUUUACCCACAAUAUGGAGGUCUACAAUAUUCUCAGGCGGCUCAACUAUUAGAUUUAGCUACAUUGGAUGAAGGAAGUUUGAAGUUUCCUUAUAGUCACAUAGCUGCAGCGGCUAUCUAUCAUACACAAGGAAGGGAAUGUGCUUUAAGAGUAUCACGCAUUCCAUGGGAACAGCUUGCACCCUGUGUCAAAUGGCUUACACCCUUUGCAAUGACAACUGCUGAAGAACAUUCUCAGUGCCUUUUGAGGUCUACAAUAACACCUGUGGAGUCUCAUUCUGGAUCUGGACUUAAGGCAACAGUGCCUAAUAUUGUAAUGGAUGAAUCACAUCGUAUACAAACUCAUGUUGUAGAUUUGAACAUGCUAGAAAGGGCGCAGCAACGAUUAGUACAUGAAAUACCUUCUACUGAUACAAAUGAAUCUGACUCUAAUGCUGAACCUGGUAGACAGAGUCCAAAUGAAAGUGGUCUUUUAACUCCACCAUCUAGUAGUCAAAAAAAUUCUACCACACCGUCGCGUCCUCCACCACAGUUACAUCCGUAUACGUAAUUAAAUAUUUAUAAAUACUUGAUAGUCUUUGAUUCAGCAUUUCAUUUACUAACUGCUGGUGAAUGAUUUUAAUGUAUGUAUCUAUCAGAAAAUAUUAACUGCUUUGAACAGUUUUGCCUUUUGUAAAAUUGCACAAUGUCCUAGAAAAUACGAGAUUGCACGAAUGCACGAUAAUUACAGUAUAUACUGUACUAUUAUCGUAAAUAAUACGGUGCUCCCUAUUGAAGUACGUUGUCCUUGAACAAUGAUAUUUAUCAUGUAAUAGUAAGUCUUACAGUACAAGGUGUUAACCAUUUUGUGUAGUAGUGUCCAUAGUGAUACUGAAUUUAUUUAAUAUUAUAUAUUUGUUUUAUUGUAAACGUUUAAAAGAAGUGCCUUACGUAAAGAAAUGUAAACUUACACAUAAGCCUAUCUAUGGCUAUCUUCUGUGAUUAUAUCCAUGCAGUGAAUCUUGAUAAUACAUUAUAUUAAUACAGGCAGAAUUAAAAAUAACAAUUAUUUUCAUAAAUCUCUAGAAAACAUUAGUGCCUGCGAAAAGUGUCCUUAAAAACAACUGUUUUUAUUAGUACUGAGCUAAAUAUUGUGAAUAGUAUUCUUUUAUAUAUCAUGCUUUAUUUUAACGCAACGUAUUAUAACAAUGCGUUAUUAAGCCGGGUGAAUGUAUUUUUAUGUAUAUGUACACUGUGAAGUACUAAUAAUAAAAAAAAGGGAGAGAGAGAGAGAAUGCGUAAGCAUGAAUGCACAAAUGACGAUAUAAGACUAUUAAUUAUCAAAAGAUUUAAAAAAUUUCGUGAUGAAUUUACACUGCCUUGUAAUAAAGCGCGGCCGUUUAUAUACAUUUGUAUGAAAAAUUUGACAAUAAAUACUUGUAAAUCUGA
Molecule: messenger RNA, 2991 nt
Organism: Bombus pyrosoma
Lineage: Eukaryota; Metazoa; Arthropoda; Insecta; Hymenoptera; Apidae
Gene: CycE
Product: G1/S-specific cyclin-E1
Exons: 2
Coding region: 719-2113 (464 amino acids)
Biological process (GO): G1/S transition of mitotic cell cycle; regulation of cyclin-dependent protein serine/threonine kinase activity
Cellular component (GO): cytoplasm; centrosome; nucleus
Molecular function (GO): cyclin-dependent protein serine/threonine kinase regulator activity
Source: RefSeq, a predicted model, not a curated record